AUGGCUAGACGCAAUAAUCUCCAAAGCUUUAGCAUCGCAUCGGUUGUAAUAUUUCUUCUCUUAUGGAGCUUCACCGAUGAUCCAUGGCCGCCGUCGCUCCGCGUCUCACCCUUCCCCAACCCUAAGCCCGACGACUUCGUUUGUCAGCUACAGGAACCGAAGGAUCCGACAUUCUACGAUGAGCCCACGAACAUAUACGCCAUAGAUGUGCCCAUGCUCGAGUGGGACAAAAAGAGAAGCCGUUGGUUUGAACUCCACCCCGCAUUUUCGCGGUCAGAAAAUCGCCUUCUCGUUGUCACUGGCUCUCAGUCGUCGCCAUGCAAGGAUCCAUUGGGAGAUCAUUUCACACUAAGAUUCUUCAAAAAUAAGGUUGAUUAUUGCAGAAUCCACGGCUGCAACAUCUUCUACAACAACGCCUUGUUGCACCCGAAGAUGCGAUCGGCUUGGGCCAAGACGCCGGCAGUUCGAGCUGCGAUGGUGGCCCAUCCAGAAGCAGAGUGGUUGUUUUGGGCCGAUUCUGAUGCUAUCUUCACCGACAUGGACUUCGAGAUCCCCUUCGAGAGGUACAAGGAUUACAACCUCGUGGUCAACGGUUGGCCCAACUUGUUGGUCAAUCGAAGUUGGGUCGCGGUCAACGCGGGCCUCUUUUUGAUACGGAACUGUCAAUGGUCCAUGGAGUUCUUGGAUGUUUGGGCCGGGAUGAGCCCGAAGAGCUCGAACUACAAGAUAUGGGCCCGAGCCGUGAGCUCCACUAUCAAGGAUAGGCUGCUCCCCGACAACGAUGAUCAGAGCUCGCUCAUUUAUUUGAUUUUGAAAGGGAGGAGGAAAUGGCGCGAGAAGAUCUACGUGGAGAAUCGGUACGCGCUGCACGGCUACUGGCGCAUGAUCGUCGGGCGGUUCGACGGGCUGUGCGGCAGGUACGCGGAGCUCGAGGGGCGCCAACGCCGACACGCAGAGGCGGCGGGUGCGGGGUACGCGGCUGAGAGGGGUAGGCACGCCGAAAAGGGGGGAUGGCGGCGGCCGUUCGUGACGCAUUUCACGGGGUGCCAGCCGUGCAGCGGGGACCACAACCUCGAGUAUGACGGGGAGACCUGCAAGGUGGAGAUGGAGAGAGCGCUCAAUUUUGCGGAUAAUCAAGUCCUGAAAAAUUAUGGGUUCGUGCACCCCGACUUAAGGAACGGCUCCCUCAUCAGUCCUUUAUCGUAUCGAUUCGAUCGCUCGAGUUGA
Molecule: messenger RNA, 1227 nt
Organism: Salvia miltiorrhiza (redroot sage)
Lineage: Eukaryota; Viridiplantae; Streptophyta; Magnoliopsida; Lamiales; Lamiaceae
Product: putative glycosyltransferase 7
Exons: 2
Coding region: 1-1227 (408 amino acids)
Cellular component (GO): trans-Golgi network; endosome; membrane
Molecular function (GO): galactosyltransferase activity
Source: RefSeq, a predicted model, not a curated record